AAAAGAAAAAUUUAAAAAAGAAAUUUUUUUUUCGGUUAAUCAUAUGGAGAAAACAGUGACAGUGACAUCUAUUGGAGAAAGAAUUUGAGUAAAUUUCUCUUAUGAGUUUGUUUAUUUUCUGACAAAAUGGCAUCAAAGGCUGUUCGUCAAUCUUCAUUCCUCCGCUUUGUUUACAACAAAGAGAAUACAGAAAAACUGAUUGAAUCUUCAUGCCAAUUACUUGGACUCAAGAAGGACGAAGCUCAUCUGUUUGUUUCCAAUCUCUUUCUCACUUCAUCCAAAACUCAACAUGAAACAUUUAAUAAGAAUUUUGAGAGAAAAUUGGAAAUAUUGAGACAAUAUUUAUCACCAUCGCAAAUUGUCAACAAUCCAAAGCUUGUUAUCAACUUGAAACCAGAUACUUUAUCUCAAAUAAUUAAGGAUUUGCAAUCAUUUGGUGUAACCACAAUUAGGAUUGAACAUUUAUCCAACCCUAGACUAAUCUGGAGAUUAAAUGAACGUGAAUGGAAAGAUUACGAUUUGAUCGAUGAUGGAGUUGAUUGUGCUGUUUCUUAUAUCGCCAAUCAAAAUGACCUUUCAGAUGAUAUUAAACAAGCGAUUUACGAUCGAAUGUGUCAAGAAGUUGCUGAUUAUAAACUUUUACCAAUAGAGAAAUUGAAACCACUAAUAACAUCAUACAAAUUCCUUUUGAAUUCCAAAUAAUGUACAAAUUUAGAUUAAUUAUUAAUAAGUAAUAAAGGGAUAAACUUUCUACAGGAAGUUUGCUUAUAAGAUCCGUGUACAGUAGUGGUCACACUUACAAUGUUGAAUUCGAUCUUUUAUAACUUUUUUGUUCCUCAUCCAAUUGCAAUAAAAAAAUCUCUCAAAUUGAUCUUUGAGAUCUAAAAAAUA
Molecule: messenger RNA, 891 nt
Organism: Panonychus citri (citrus red mite)
Lineage: Eukaryota; Metazoa; Arthropoda; Arachnida; Trombidiformes; Tetranychidae
Exons: 2
Coding region: 127-702 (191 amino acids)
Source: RefSeq, a predicted model, not a curated record